Mauremys reevesii (Reeves's turtle) is the source of this 779-nucleotide messenger RNA. Its product is annotated as RING finger protein 39-like. The transcript has 6 exons. Lineage: Eukaryota; Metazoa; Chordata; Testudines; Geoemydidae. The coding region runs from base 1 to 546 and encodes 181 amino acids. The record is from RefSeq and is a predicted model, not a curated record.
AUGUGCCACUGGCUGCUUACUGCAUCCCCCCCUGAAAAAGGGGGAGGGACAUCGAGCGAUGCCUUUCCUGCCUCUGGAACUGGCUCACUGCGGCGGCUGGUGCUGUCUCUGCCUCCACUGGCUGAUGCCUCUGCCGCUGACUGGAGAAGAAAUGUCGUCUGCCCAGGGCUGGGAAGUUCUGCGCCACCUGUACAGGAAGCGAAUGUGACUCUGGAUCCAGACACGGCUCAUCCCCACCUCGUCCUGUCUGAGGACUGGAAAAGUGUGAGAUGGGGUGACACACGGCAGGAUCUGCCCGACACCCCUGAGAGAUUUGACACUGAGCCCUGUGUGCUGGGCUGUGAGGGAUUCACCUCGGGGAGACAUUGCUGGGAGGAUCAAAUGUGGAGCUGUUUGAGGAGUUUGAAGAAAGAGGGAGAUGAGAAAUUGGUGUUUAACUACGGUGGGGAGAAGGAAAACCCAGGAACUGCUGGGAAACAUUACAGGAUAUUUCAUUCCGGGAAACAUCUUAACCCCUGGAGCUCAGCAUCAGCUCAUUUAUGUUAAGGGUGAAAGAUCAAGCUACAACACAUAAUGUGAAAAUUUAUUUCAUGAUGAAAUAGAAAGAUCUCCAAAAAUGUCAUGUCCAAGAAUAAUCUAGAGAUCAUGCAGCCACGAAACCACUUCAAGCCAGGGGGUGCUGCAUCCCCAGUACCCUCAUUCCAGUACUUAAAACUUAUUUUUACAGGCUCUGUGUCUGACUGAAAAUAGUUCUUAGACCAAGAGUCCUGGGCAGUGUU